CUCUAGGGCCUAUCCCCUUCCAGAUGGCGCCAUUUGAAAUCUGAAUGCCCUUCUAAAUACGCCAUCACUAGAGCCUGUCUACAAUUACUAGCUUGGAACCAGAGAGCUAGCUCAAGAACUGAACUCAAUGGGCAAUCUUUCUUCUUUGCUCGUUAUUCCAAAUUUUAUCUUUUUAUUCUUCUUUAAGUCCUCAUUUGGUGUAGAGAGCAUUACUCAAACCCAAUCUUUAAAUGAUGGCAAGACCUUAGUGUCCAGUGAAGGAAGCUUUGAACUGGGUUUCUUCAGUCCUGGAAGUUCCAAGAAUCGUUACUUGGGAAUUUGGUAUAAGAGUAUCCCGGUUAAAACUGUGGUUUGGGUUGCAAACCGAAUCAGCCCAAUCAACGACUCUUCUGGCAGUUUGAUGAUAAACAACACAGGCAGCCUUCUCCUGCUCAGUCAGAAUAAGAUGGUUGUUUGGUCCACAAACUCUUCGAGACAAGCUCAAAAUCCGUUGUUGCAACUGUUAGAUUCCGGAAAUCUUGUCCUAAGAGACGAGAAAAAUGCCAAUCCAGAAGACUAUCUGUGGCAAAGCUUUGACUAUCCAACUGAUACACUGUUGGCAGGGAUGAAGCUCGGAUGGGACUUAAGGCGAGGUCUUAACCGGCGACUAACAGCAUGGAAGAAUCGGGAUGAUCCGUCUCCUGGAGACUUCACUUUUGAGUUAGAACUUUACAGCUACCCAGAAUCAUAUAUUUGGAAAGGCUCGGUAAAAUACUAUCGCACGGGCCCUUGGAAUGGCAUCGGAACCAGUGGAGCACCUUCAUUCAAGCCAAAUCAGCUUUACGAAUACAAAUUUGUCUCUAAUGAAGAUGAGGUCUACUACACGUACAAUCUCAAAAACAAGGCUAUGAAGACAAUGGCAGUUCUGAACCAAAGCAACUAUGCUCCCUUUCAACGCUGCGUAUGGUUAGAAUCAGAAAAGACUUGGGAGACCUACUCAGCAUCUCCUAAAGACCACUGUGACAGUUAUAACCUCUGUGGUGCCAAUGGAAAUUGUUUGAUGACAGAGUCUCCCGUCUGUCAAUGUUUAAAAGGAUUCAAACCUAAGUCGCAAAAGAACUGGGAAUUAAUGGACUGGGCUCAAGGAUGCGAACGCAACACACCUUUGAGCUGUCAGGACAAAUAUAAGGACGGAUUUGUAAAAUAUGUUGGCUUAAAAGUCCCAGAUACUACACAUUCGUGGGUGAACAUAAGUAUGAAUCUCAAGGAAUGCAGGGUAAAAUGCUUGAACAACUGUUCUUGUAUGGCUUAUACAAACACAGAUAUCAGAGGAAGAGGCAGUGGCUGCGUCAUCUGGUUUGGUGAUCUACUAGAUAUUAGGCAGUUUCCAACCGGUGGGCAAACUCUAUAUAUUCGAAUGCAAGCUUCCGAACUAGAGCUGGGAGAUGGUCGUAAGAAGAGGAUGGCAGCGAUAGUUGUGGCAUCCGUUGCAGUUGUUUCUGGGAUGCUUUUGGUGAGCUAUUACAUUUGCAGCAGGAAAAGAUUAAAAGAGAAAAGUUUAUUAAUUGGUCAGAACAGGGAAGUCCAAGAGGAAGACAUGGAGCUUCCAGUGUUGGACCUAUCCACAAUUUCUAGAGCCACUGAUGGCUUUUCAGUCGCCAACAAGCUCGGAGAAGGUGGUUUUGGACCCGUAUACAGGGGUGUACUAGCAGAUGGACAAGAAGUUGCUGUGAAGAGGCUUUCGAGAAUCUCUGGACAAGGACCAAAUGAGUUCAGAAAUGAAGUGAAACUGAUUGCCAAGCUUCAGCACCGAAAUCUAGUAAAGCUUCUCGGCUGUUGUAUUGAGGGAGAAGAGAAAAUGCUGGUUUAUGAAUACAUGCCAAAUAAGAGCCUGGACUCUUUCCUAUUUGAUCAAACAAGAGGUAGAGUAUUGGAUUGGUCUAAACGCUUCCAAAUCAUAUGCGGGAUUGCUCGCGGGCUUCUCUAUCUUCACCAAGAUUCCAGAUUGAGGAUUAUACACAGAGAUCUCAAGGCAAGUAAUGUUUUGCUUGAUAGUGAGUUGAAACCUAAAAUUUCAGACUUUGGCAUGGCUAAAACUUUUGGAGGGGAUCAAACAGAAGGAAACACAAACAGAGUGGUUGGCACUUAUGGCUAUAUGGCGCCAGAAUAUGCUUUUGAUGGACUAUUCUCAACAAAAUCAGAUGUUUUCAGCUUUGGCAUCCUUUUGCUGGAGAUAGUCAGCGGAAAGAAAAGUAGAGGGCUGUAUAAUCAAGACCACAGCCUCAACCUCAUAGGAUAUGCAUGGAAACUGUGGAAUGAAGUCAGGCCCCUGGACCUGCUGGACGCUUGCUUGGGGGACUCAGUCUCCAUGUCAGAGCUGUUGCGCUGCGUGCAUGUUAGUCUCUUAUGCGUGCAGCAGCGACCGGAGGAUAGGCCGGGCAUGUCAUCUGUUGUUCUAAUGUUGGGGAGUGAGAUUGAAUUGCCGCAGCCCAAAGAACCUGGUUUCUUGAUGGAAAAGUAUUCGCGCGAGACAUUUUCUUCCACAAGUUACAAGUAUGAAUCAUCUUCAACCAACGAAAUAAGCAAUUCAAUAUUGGAGGCUCGAUAAGGAUUGUAUGCUCGGGCGUCUGAUCCUGCAUCACCUAUCCACAAAAUAUUGUAAUGAUCACUAGUAACCUUGUUCUAGGCUGAUAAAUGGGGUAGAUUUUAUUAACUUUAAAGUACAGAAGGGAAGCUUAUGGACUCAUGAGAUAUAUCCAUAUGCUGAUGUAUAUUAAGAUAAACGUGUAAUCUUAUAUUUUCUUCAAAGAAGAAGAUGAUAACCCUACUGUUAUUGGUAAA
This is a messenger RNA of Carya illinoinensis, 2820 nucleotides long. RefSeq names its product G-type lectin S-receptor-like serine/threonine-protein kinase At4g27290. Gene Ontology annotation, molecular function: ATP binding; protein serine/threonine kinase activity. Lineage: Eukaryota; Viridiplantae; Streptophyta; Magnoliopsida; Fagales; Juglandaceae. Gene Ontology annotation, biological process: protein phosphorylation; recognition of pollen. The record is from RefSeq and is a predicted model, not a curated record. Bases 128 to 2587 code for a protein of 819 amino acids. The transcript has 7 exons.